Molecule: messenger RNA, 223 nt
Organism: Episyrphus balteatus (marmalade hoverfly)
Lineage: Eukaryota; Metazoa; Arthropoda; Insecta; Diptera; Syrphidae
Gene: wrm2
Exons: 1
Coding region: 1-201 (66 amino acids)
Source: RefSeq, a predicted model, not a curated record
AUGGCAGUUAUUCUAAUUUAUCCUGCCAUAGCUGCCCUCGCUAUGUUCAUUGUUGGAGUCAUUAUCAUAAUGUUGCGCUUUGGGCCACAACUAUGUCAUCUUCGUCAUCAUGCUCUUCCGGAUGACCAUAAUGAAUGGCGCAGUGCUGAUGACCGCGUUUGGCGUGGUGAAGCUUACGAUCAUGAAAUAAGUUUAGCAUAAGAUUAAAUACGAUAUAAGAGAA